Molecule: messenger RNA, 1385 nt
Organism: Chenopodium quinoa (quinoa)
Lineage: Eukaryota; Viridiplantae; Streptophyta; Magnoliopsida; Caryophyllales; Amaranthaceae
Product: quinone-oxidoreductase homolog, chloroplastic-like
Exons: 4
Coding region: 62-1051 (329 amino acids)
Molecular function (GO): oxidoreductase activity
Source: RefSeq, a predicted model, not a curated record
AAACUGUGGUAAGAAGACUGAGACUUGAAAGAGGGAGUAUCAUCUGACAUCUGACGCGCAAAUGGCUUCCAAACUUAUGAACGCACUUCAAUAUUCUAGCUAUGGUGGUGGAGCUGAUGCCUUGAAGCAUGUUGAGAUUGCUGUUCCUGAUCCAAAGGCUGAUGAGGUAUUGGUUAAGAUUGAGGCAGCAACACUGAAUCCGGUUGAUUGGAAGAUACAAGCAGGUGCUCUACGGCCCUUCUUACCCCGCAAGUUCCCCGCGAUACCUGGAACUGAUGUUGCUGGGGAGGUAGUCCAAGUUGGAUCUACUGUAAAAAGGUUCAAAACUGGUGACAAGGUCGUGGCCCUUCUUAGCCAUGCUACUGGGGGUGGACUGGCUGAAUAUGCCGUGGCAAAAGAGAACCUGACAGUUACCAGACCACCAGAAGUAUCAGCACCUGAAGGUGCAGCCCUGCCUGUUGCUGCCCUUGCAGCUCAUGCAGCUCUUACCCAAUUUGCAAACAUCAAGCUUGAUGGAAGUGGUGAAAGAAAGAACAUAUUGAUCACAGCUGCAUCCGGGGGUGUGGGCCACUAUGCAGUCCAACUGGCCAAGCUUGGAAACACACAUGUUACAGCUACUUGUGGAGCUCGCAACCUAGAAUUUGUCAAAGGCUUAGGGGCAGAUGAGGUUCUCGACUACAAAACCCCAGAAGGGGCGUCUUUGAAUAGUCCAUCAGGAACCAAAUAUGACUACGUGAUCCAUGGUGCAAGCGGAAUCCCUUGGUCCACAUUUGAACCCAAUUUAAGUGCAACAAGUAAGGUGAUAGAUUUGACUCCCACCCCAAGUGCAUUUAUGACUUUUGCGUUGAAAAAGCUGACAUUCUCUAAGAAGCAGCUGAUUCCUCUUCUUGGGAAUCCAAAGAUAGAGAACUUUGAUUAUGUGGUGAAUUUGGUGAAGGAAGGGAUGCUGAAAACAGUCAUAGACUCGAAACAUCCCUUGACGAAAGCUGAAGAAGCUUGGAGUAGGAUAAUGAGCGGUCAUGCUACAGGAAAGGUUAUCAUAGAGCCUUGAACAGAUUAUUUUGAUACAGUCAUGCAGACACCAUAACUUGCUUGACAGUAUAAUGGUAUAUUUUCUUAUAUUGUGUUUGCAUAUAUUGAAGUUACACUUCCUAAUGAGAUGUUAUUAGGUUUUGGGCACAUAAUAUUUCCGUCAACCAAUUUCUAGGCUAUAAACAUGUAACUUGUAAUCUUGUAAAAUUAAUCACUUUUUGUGUGUGUUUAAUUUGCGUGGGAUGAGAAGCGAGGGGGUGUUAUCAAACAUAAUAUACUCUCCAGUAAUUGUACUAUGACGUAUAUUUGUAGCAACUUAUCAACAUGGCAUAAGUAAAAUUUAAUCUUGUAAA